This is a messenger RNA of Gadus chalcogrammus (walleye pollock), 654 nucleotides long. RefSeq names its product calneuron 1 (gene caln1). The transcript is spliced from 5 exons. Lineage: Eukaryota; Metazoa; Chordata; Actinopteri; Gadiformes; Gadidae. The coding region runs from base 1 to 654 and encodes 217 amino acids. The record is from RefSeq and is a predicted model, not a curated record. Gene Ontology annotation, molecular function: calcium ion binding.
AUGCCAUUCCACUCUGUGACGGCAGGGCUGCUCUACAAGGGGAACUACCUGAGCCAGUCGCUGUCGGACACCGACAGUGACGUGUUGGCCAGCAUCUCUGUGGAGGAGCUGGGUGAGAUCCGCGAGGCGUUCCGGGUCUUGGACCGGGACGGGAACGGCUUCAUCUCCAAGCAGGAGCUGGGCAUGGCCAUGCGCUCCCUGGGGUACAUGCCCAGUGAGGUGGAGCUGGCCAUCAUCAUGCAGAGACUAGAUAUGGACGGCGACGGCCAGGUGGACUUUGAGGAGUUCAUGACCAUCCUGGGACCCAAGCUGCUGUCGUCCGAGACCAGAGAGGGAUUCCUGGGCAGCACCAUAGACACCAUCUUCUGGCAGUUUGACAUGCAGAGGAUCACGCUGGAGGAGCUCAAGCACAUCCUCUUCCACGCCUUCCGGGACCACCUGACCAUGAAGGACAUCGAGAACAUCAUUAUCAACGAGGAGGAGAGCCUCAAGGAAAACGGCGGCAACUGCGUGGAGUUCGAGGGAGUGCACCCCGCCAAGAAGAACCGGCAGACGUGCGUGAGGAAGAGCCUCAUCUGCGCCUUCGCCAUGGCCUUCAUCAUCAGCGUCAUGCUCAUCGCGGCCAAUCAGAUGCUGAGGAACGGCAUGGAGUAG